Phanerochaete carnosa HHB-10118-sp is the source of this 990-nucleotide messenger RNA. RefSeq lists its product as uncharacterized. NCBI's taxonomy places the organism in Eukaryota, Fungi, Basidiomycota, Agaricomycetes, Polyporales, Phanerochaetaceae. Bases 1 to 990 code for a protein of 329 amino acids. The record is from RefSeq and is a predicted model, not a curated record. Gene Ontology annotation, molecular function: arylformamidase activity. The transcript is spliced from 12 exons.
AUGACCGAAGAGAAGAAACUGCCGACCUUUGACGAGCUCCCUCAUUUCCACCAGUACACAGGAUGCGCGUGGGGUGUAUGGGGGCCGGAUGACGAACUCGGGACGGUGAACCUAUUGACGGAGAAGGUUGUCGCAGAGGCACUCAAAGAGGCCAAGCAGGGAAAGAUGAUUUGCUUGAACCUCCCUGUCAACUAUCCCGGCAAGCCGUGCUUCAAACGUCAACCUCCGAUCCACAACCAAUGGAUGCGUUCUGAAGCCACCAACGACGAUAUGCUUGUUCUCAAUACACAAUCUGGCAGUCAGUGGGACGGCUUGCGCCACUACGGUGUUUUCGGUGGCCACAAUGUCUUCUAUAACAACACACCGGCAGCAAGUAUCGCCCAGGGCCAUUUCUUCAUCAGCGAUCCCGACGAACUGGAGAAGAACAAACAUAAGAUCAAGCUCGGCAUUCACAAUUGGGCAAAGCAUGGUAUCUGCGGCCGCGGUGUUCUGCUUGACAUGGUGAGAUUCUACACUGAAGACGGCGCGAAGCCGCUGCCAUACGACCCGUGGACGACGCACGCGAUUCCGGCGAGCGACCUCGAGGCGUGUGCAAAGAAGGAAGGCAUUACAUUCAAGACAGGCGACAUCCUUAUCCUGCGUGUCGGCUUCACGCAGAAAUGGUACUCGGUGACGCGGGAGGACCGUGAAGCGUUGAGCACGCGACCGGAGACCUUCGCCGGAAUCGAGCAGUCCGAAGAUACGAAGCGUUUCCUCUGGAACAACCACUUCGCGGCCGUUGCUUCUGAUAUGCCUUGCCUAGAGCGCUGGCCCACCCCGGCGGGUACGCCGAACAUGCAUCAGACUAUCCUUGGACUGUUCGGCAUGCCCAUCGGCGAGUUCUUCGAGCUCGAGGACCUUGCAAAGGCUUGUGCCGAAGCAAAGAAGCACACAUUCUUCUUCUCCCUGGGUGGUGUUGCGAGCCCGCCAAAUGCCGCUGCGUACCUGUAA